Messenger RNA from Pygocentrus nattereri (red-bellied piranha), 2576 nucleotides. RefSeq lists its product as uncharacterized. The transcript is spliced from 2 exons. The record is from RefSeq and is a predicted model, not a curated record. Lineage: Eukaryota; Metazoa; Chordata; Actinopteri; Characiformes; Serrasalmidae. Bases 1 to 699 code for a protein of 232 amino acids.
AUGCCUCAUUCGCCGUCUCUUCCCCGGGGCUACCGGCUGGGCGGACCGCGGCGGUCUGCAACUUCACCCCCGCGCCGGGGAGGGGUUGGGAGCGGCAGCGCGGCCGAGGCAAGCGGGUCUCCCCCCUACCUCAGCUCGUCGCCCUCGCCUCCUCCUCCUCCCCCAGCCCCGAGGAAAAUAGAUAAGGGGAGUGUUCUCAUUGUUGGGGAUUCUAUUGUUCGGUAUUUAAAGGUGUCAAAGGCUAAAGCUAAGGCUAAAGCUAAUGCAACGGUGGCAUGUUUUCCAGGUGCUCGUGUCCUGGACGUCGCCCGGCGGCUUCCUGCGGUGCUCUGGCACCGUGGGGAUCCUGGCACCGUUGUAGUCCAUGUGGGGACGAACGACACGUCCGCCCGGCGCAGUGAGGUCCUGAAGGAGCACUACCGGAGACUUCUGGACACCGCUCGCCAGCGGACCGACGCCAGGAUCAUCGUCUCCGGACCCCUGCCCACCUACCGCCGCGGGAGCCUGAAGUUCAGCCGCCUCUACGCACUCCACUGCUGGCUGCGGGAGUGGUGCCCUACCAUCGGCGUGGACUUCGUGGACAACUGGGAGAGCUUUCGGGAGCGACCGUCCCUCUUCCACCGUGACGGGCUUCAUCCCAGUCCCCUGGGAUCCACCGUCCUCUCUGGAAACAUUGAGGCGGUGCUACGCCGGGACUGACUGCCUGUAUUCAGUCAUACCGGGCAGGUUAGUGGGCUUAAUAAUAGUCCAUUUAGUGAGAAAUACUGCUCUAAUUAUUUACCCUACCACUUUUCUGAUUACACUACUGAAAAUAAUAUUUCUGUGUCACUUUCUCAGAACAGUGUAAUUAAACCUUCUAAGAUUGAGACUGUGUCUGUCCCCCGUGUAACGCGAAAUCGGAAUAAUCAGAAAAUCUGUUUUAACAAUCUAAUUAGAAUUAAAACAAACGUAUCCGUCUCUCAGAGUACUAGCAACGUCCGUAUUAAAAUAUGGCUUCUAAAUAUAAGAUCGCUAGCACCUAAAUCAGUUAUUGUAAAUGAAAUUAUUACUGAUAAUCAGCUUACUGCACUAUGUCUCUGUGAAACCUGGGUUAAUACAUUGCUCUAAAUGAAUCCACUCCCCCAGGCUUUAGCUAUUAUAGUUACCCACGCAGGUCCGGUCGUGGUGGUGGGGUAGCCACAAUAUAUGAUUUAGUUCUAGGUGUAACUCAGAACUCAUUUAAAGAAUAAAUGCUCUUAUCAGUCUAGAGUUAAAUAUGGUGUCCCACAAGGGUCAAUUCUGGGCCCAAUACUCUUUACACUCUACAUGCUACCGCUGGGUAAAAUAAUCCGUAGGCACGGUAUUAACUUUCACUGUUAUGCAGAUGACACCCAACUUUACAUAUCAGCUAAACCCAAUGAGGACCUCUGUCUAAACCAAAUAACUGACUGUAUUAGAGAAAUAAGAAAGUGGAUGACACUUAAUUUUCUCCUACUAAAUUCAGAUAAAACUGAGGUCCUCCUACUAGGUCCCAAACUUGAUAAAAUCGAUAAUAUUGUAGUAGAAAUAGAUGGUCACCUAAUCAUACCAGGUAAAACGGUGCGAAACUUAGGAGUCAUUUUUGACUCAGUUCUUUCAUUCGAUGUGCAUACAUGCAGCAUAGUUAAAACCGCAUUCUUCCAUCUACGUAAUAUAGCUAAACUCCGCAACAUACUCUCUCAUGCAGAUGCUGAGAAGCUGGUGCAUGCAUUCAUAACCUCUAGACUGGACUACUGCAAUGCUUUGUUGGCUGGAAGUUCAUGUAAAUCUUUGAAUAAGCUCCAGCUGGUUCAAAAUGCAGCUGCUAGGGUGCUCACCAGAGCUAGAAAAUUUGAUCAUAUUACACCAAUCCUCUCAUCCCUACAUUGGUUACCUGUUAAAUUCCGUAUAGACUAUAAAAUACUCCUUUUGACGUAUAAAUCUCUUAAAGGGCUGGCCCCGCAAUAUCUGGCGGAACUCCUUAUCCCUUAUAACCCGCCACGUACACUCCGCUCGCAAGAGGCCGGCUUAUUAUCAGUCCCGCGUAUUAGAAAAAACAACGCAUUAGGUAAAGCUUUCUCUUAUAAAGCUCCGCAACUUUGGAAUAAUCUCCCUAUUAAUAUACGGGACUCAAACACACUCUCAGUCUUUAAAUCCAGACUCAAAACAUUUCUUUUUGAACAAGCUUUUAGAUAAAUUUAUCAUAGCGGUUCUCUCUAGCUGUAGCCUGCAGCUAUUCUACUAUUGUCCAGUGCACACAAACUUAGUCUGUACUGUUGGUCUCCCUUUAACGAUUUCUCUUACAGCUCACACACCAAACACAAACCCUGUUCUAAUCAUUAUCUUUCUCUUUUUCCCCUCAUGUCCUGAGCUGCUGUCUGGAGGUGUCCAUCCAGGGUCCCUGUGCUUUUUCACAGGCGUGCCCCGCUCUUCAGCAAAGUAUAAAACCAUUCUAACCUCUUUUUCUUCCCUCCCACUCUGUUCUCUCUCUCUGUCUCUCUCGCAUGCGUCGAGAUGUUCGGUUGGCCUGUCUGGAGGUGCCGAUUCGUGUUUGCAGCACUCUGGAAUCGGCCCUGUCC